AUGUCCUCGACCACUCAGUCAAAUAUCACUAGAACCUCAACUAUCGGCAGGGAUACCUCCGACACCUUUACAACAGAACCUGCUUCGGAUGCUACCCCAUCUACGGUUUUCGUUUGUUUGACGAGAGAUCUUCGCAAUGCCAUAAUUACCGAUAUCACCGCUUCGCAUGGUCCCACUCUUCGGGACAAUCAAAAAGAACCAUUCAAGCAAUACAAGGAGGAGUGCCGCGAGGCAUCCCUGUCUUUAGCUAAGGACAAAAGCAUGUCAACAAUUUUCCGAACAAGCUCAAUCCCAAAUAUCAUUCAAACUUUUCAAAGUCGGCUGAACACUAUUACUCCAAACCCACCUGGAUCUCGUGUCAUAGUAGUAGACGGUCAAGAUAUCUCUGAAAGCUGGAACAAAUUUGCCAAUAGGGUUAAAUUGGACAGAGUGUGCGGUCAUCUAGUCCUCAGUGUCAAAGAUCCAAAAGCCGUAUCUGGAGAAACAUUGUCAAAACGUUGGUUCGGUUCUUCCAAAGACGCCGAGAUUACAGGCUGCAAAAUAAGGAAUGGACGACCAUCUGGUCCUCAACGUGAGGAGGCAUACAGGAAACUGCAUGACUUCGGAUCGAGAUACCUAGAUGAGAAGAAUAGUAACGUAUGGCCCGGUGAAUCCGUCGCUACAGAGUUAUCUAACAGACCCGAACAUUUUGGCUGCGGGGUAGUUACCGUUUCUGAAGCUAUGUUUAGCUUACCUGGCAUGUUUGAGGAUGUAGUGUACACCAGGGGUAAUGGAUAUUCUGACCAAGGGAAACGGUCAGACGACCAUGCGCCCGCCAGCGAAGAUUUGAUCGACUUUGAACACGAGACCCCCGCCAAUGCAGACAAAACUGCCACCACCGGGCUUCCUUAUAACAAGGGUGAAUGGAAUGAAGAAUCUUGGGAGACAUGGUAA
This is a messenger RNA of Kwoniella botswanensis, 933 nucleotides long. RefSeq lists its product as uncharacterized. Lineage: Eukaryota; Fungi; Basidiomycota; Tremellomycetes; Tremellales; Cryptococcaceae. The transcript has a single exon. The record is from RefSeq and is a predicted model, not a curated record. Bases 1 to 933 code for a protein of 310 amino acids.